GGUGGUGGUGGUGAUGGUGGUGCUGGCAAGGGGAUGUAGAGUUCAUGGUGUCGGGGGUUCCCAGUUUGGGGAGUUGGCGAUUCUGCGGGGAGCUAUGAGUAUAUGGUCUUGAUGGUAUGGAUGUAUAUGCAUAGACGGGGGCAACAACAACGCGGGUUCCAUGGACAAUAUGAAGGAGGUGUGGGUCGCCUACUUAUCUGUUUGUUCGUUUGUUGGCUUGUUGGCUUGUUGCAUAGCGUCGGCCGGGGUAAACGAAAGAGCCUUCGGGGUUUUGCCAAACUCGUGUCCAAAAGAGAACUGCACCCCUCCUAUUCUUCGUGAACCUGUCCUCUGCUUUGCUGCUUGUGCAUACGUAGCUGGUUGGGGACGCCGCUCAGUCCAGCCCGAAGGGAUGGAAAUGGCGGCCUAAUUCACUCCGCUGCUUCCUGACGCAUAACAAGUCCGCGGCGGGAGCUCG
Molecule: messenger RNA, 457 nt
Organism: Baudoinia panamericana UAMH 10762
Lineage: Eukaryota; Fungi; Ascomycota; Dothideomycetes; Mycosphaerellales; Teratosphaeriaceae
Exons: 1
Coding region: 170-409 (79 amino acids)
Source: RefSeq, a predicted model, not a curated record